AUGACCGACCAGUGGUCUCAAUUAAACGAGAAGCUCGCCAGUUACCCGUACGUCGACGGGUACACCAUCAGCGACCGGGACUUUGAAGUGUUCAAGAGCGUCCCGAUACCUGCUCAACCAUCUGACCAAAACGGGUGCUCCUUCAACUCGAUCGCGCUAGCGGAAGAGCUUGGUCUUGAUCACCAGAAGCUGAUCGGCGCCGUGAAGAGUCUGAUCGCGCAGGAUGGCCUGGUCACCGUGUCCGAGACAUCCGAGAAGCGGACCGAGCUGACCAACGAGGGACAGGAAAUGGCGACAAAUGGCUCGCACGAAUACAACGUGUUCGUAGCGAUUGGUGACGAAGGGUUGCCCCAGGGAGAACUCAUGAAGUUGCCAAUCGGCAAAGUGGGCAUGGCGAAGGCGAUAGCUGCAAAAUGGAUCGCUACCGAGAAGAAUGGCGCCGAGGUUCGGUUGGUUCGCGAACAAUUGGAACAAAUCAGCCUUGGCCAAGAGGUCGACGCAAAAGAUAAGACCGAGCUGAAGAAGCGCAAGCUCAUCAAUGAGGUUACGGUUAGAGGGCUGAUUGUCGAGAAGGGACCCAACUUCACGACGGAAAUCGUCAAACCUGAACUCGAUCUGACCGCAGAAAUGAUUCAAAGCGGUAGCUGGAAGGAGAAGACCUUCAAGAAGUACAACUUUGAAGCGCUUGGAGUACAGCCCUCCAGUGGUCACCUACACCCAUUGAUGAAGGUCCGCGCCGAGUUCCGACAAAUUUUCUUCCAAAUGGGCUUCACCGAAAUGCCGACGAAUCGCUACGUGGAGAGCUCGUUCUGGAAUUUCGACGCACUCUUCCAGCCUCAACAACAUCCAGCUCGCGAUGCGCACGACACUUUCUUCAUUUCAGACCCUGCAAUCAGCACCAAGUUCCCCACGGAUUAUUUGGAACGAGUGAAGACGGUCCAUUCCAAAGGCGGCUUCGGCUCAAUCGGGUAUAAUUAUGAUUGGAAGCUGGAAGAGGCCCAGAAAAUGUACUGCGCACUCAUACGACGGCCGUCUCUGCACGUCAACUCUAUUCUC
Mesorhabditis spiculigera is the source of this 1056-nucleotide messenger RNA. The record is from the annotation of a GenBank genome assembly. NCBI's taxonomy places the organism in Eukaryota, Metazoa, Nematoda, Chromadorea, Rhabditida, Rhabditidae.